AUCACAGUGUUAACGACAGCUGCUUCACCCUCCGCAAACCGCCACCCCCUCCACUCCUCCUCCUUCUCUCUGUGUGUGAGUGAGUGUGUGCAGGAAGACGAAGCGGCAAGCAGGAGGAAGCACCAAGGACGUCCUUUUUCCAGCCCCAGGAGAGGGAGAUGCAAGGAGCGAGCAGUUAGAUUAGCCUGUGCUGCUGUUGCCUGCUGCAGGAUAAGUUGGUUCCGGAGGGUACUGCAGCUGAAGCUCUGUUCCCUGAUCCUUGAUUGGUGUGUGAGUGUGCCAGGAGGAUUUCAUCCAGUCGCCGGACGGAGAUCUGGCAACAAAGGACUUCUGCUUUUCCGCAACUAUUGAAUGUAACAUCGCUCGGAUAAGGAAGGCAGGGAAUUAAAAGCCAUCAUCAUGAAUUUCGUUAUGAAACAAGCGUUGGGAGGGGCCACCAAAGACAUGGGCAAGAUGCUCGGUGGAGAGGAGGAGAAAGAUCCUGAUGCUCAGAAAAAAGAGGAAGAAAGGCAAGAAGCGCUGCGGCAACAGGAAGAGGAGAGGAAGGCCAAAUAUGCAAGAAUGGAGGCAGAGAGAGAAAACAUCCGACAGGGCAUCAGGGACAAGUAUGGCAUCAAGAAGAAAGAGGAGAAGGAGGCUGAAGCAGCAGCUGCUAUGGAGCAGGCCUCCGAGGGUAGCCUCACCCGCCCGAAAAAAGCAGUUCCCACCGGCUGUGGCGACGAGGAGGAAGAGGAGAGCAUCGUGGAUACGGUCAUGAAAUUCAUCCCCGCACCACUCAUGGAUAUGUUCAAUAAAAAGUAACAGUGUUCUGGGCGAAAAAUGGUUAACUUCUUACAAUGUUCAUCUGAUCAAUGCUGUACCACCCUGCCCCCCCCUCCGAGCUGCAGCCACACCUCUCUUCACCUCCCUCCCACCCCUUCUAAGUGUCCCGGAGUUACAACAUGCUGUGAUUUUGACCUUAAAUUAAACUAUCUGAUCUCAGACAGUGAUUCAUACUUUUUAAUAUCAAACAGAGAUCUUCCUUGAUGAUUAUUAUCCUGUUUUAAAAAGUAUGCAACACCCACACAGAUCGAAUAUCUGUACUUAAGGCAAACUGACGCCAUGUUUCCAACAUGCCCGGCACUUAGAACACAGCCAGAAUCACCAUCAUCCACCCUUUUUGUUUGUAAAUAGCCUCGGUUAUAUAAAAAGAGUACUAUAUAUGAGUGAAAUAUGACGUAUAACAAGAUAACUAAGAGUAUAAGCCAUAUUUUUAACUUGUAAGAAAUUAUCCAAAUCAUAUCAAAAUCAAAUUGAAUUGUCCUGUUAUGUUCUUGCUAAUAUUUGAUACAUACAUUGUAUAUAAACUCUCAUUUUUAUUGGUUCUUCAUUGUUAGGCUCCGCCCCAUGAACUGUCCUCAUGUUCUCAUUGGUUUAUGGUGAAUGUGUAAUACGAACACCGUCUGUAAACCUUAAACGUGAAGGAAUUUAGUUGAAAUUUGUUUUGGGUUAUUUUUUAAGCAUGCAGUAAACUGUUGUGACGUGCAUAUAUGGAUACAUUUCCUUUGUUACGAUGAAGCUAAAUACACUGAAAUUUGAGGCAAUAACUGGUUUUCCAUUUUGAUUUGGUUCACAUCUCAUCCUGUACAGUGAGCAGCAGCUGACUUUGUGUCUAAAACGUUCUUCCAUGGAGGAAACUGUAAAUGUUCUCCAUAAACAGUAGGAUAAAACUCUUAAAAUUCUAUAAAUUCACUGGUUACAUAUUCUUGAAUUUAAAAGUUUUCUUCCGUCUUUGGUGUCGCUCACUCUCCUUUUUGAAGUAGGAAAUGUAAAAGUUUGGCCAGGCUAGCUCAUUUUGAAUCGUAACAUUUUCAUUAUUUUAUAUCUAAAGAGAAACUUCCCAAACACAAUGAUGUUGUGAAUACACAACAUGUGAACAGACAGUGACAAUAGUGCAAUAUAUUGUUCGAGAUGAAGUUGUCUUGUGUGCGUUGGUUUGACUGAUGGGAGUGAAGUCCCAAAUCAGCAAUAACAGACAAUCUUCAUUGUUGUGUGUUUAAAGUUAAUCCUCAAUGUUAGUCAGUGACAGGAGUGUCUCAGCUGCAGUAACAGUGACGCCGUCGUAGGUCAGACAUAUAUGAUUAAAGCAAAGAGAUGAUUUACUGAAUGUUGGGAACAUGGAGCAUCCAGGAUUUGUGUGUAAACUUACAAAGAGGCAGAUGGAGGUGCACAAAUCAAAGCUUCGAGCCACACGUUAAACUCCACCAUCGCACAAGAGCAAACACUUACCCGCCCUGCAGAGUUUACUCGGCCUUUCAGGGGGCUGUACAGGCUCACAUUUAAAGAGAAGGAAGGAAUCAGCUUUUUCUGCCUUUUUAAAAGAUUUCUCCACCAUUCCCCGCGUCUCGUUAAACAUUCCAGAUAUUUCAGACAUUCCACCAGACUCGAGCUGGUAACACAUGAACGUAGAUUCACACUGCACCUCAGUAAAUGCCUUUUCAGCCCACAAGUGCAUCACAGUGAAUAACUUCAAUUUGAUGCUGUUAUAACCCCAAAAACUGAUGCUACAGUGAAUCAAAUUCACACUUAAAAAAAAAAAAAAAAAUGACUGCAGAGUUAUUUUAGCUGCCGUGUAGGAAAAUCCCGCGUGAAGUCGAGGGGAAAUCAUAAAUGUGCUGUUUGCAGUGAUCAGUUAAAUCUUGUGACACAUUUAGUUGGAAAGUCCUUUAGUGAUCCACAGUAGCUGUAGGGGUUUGGAAACCAGCUGUUUUGCCACAUUAUGACUGUUUUUAUUAAGCUAGUUAAACAUGAAGCGACACUGAUUCUGCUUUCCUGUAAUUCUGUGGCGUAGACAAAGGGAAACUUAGCUUCUCUCUGUGUUUUGUGAGCUGUGUAAUCAUAGUCUAUACACACACACACACUUAUAUAUAUGCUGAAUAUGUUAAAAACAACAACAAAAAAAAAAAAAACAUGGCACGGUGUGGUAAGGUCCCCUGUAGAGCACAUUUAUUGGACUUCCUGUGAUUUUAUCGUGUCUGUAAACUGCCUUUGCCAGCCUCUGUUCCAACAGUGUGUUAGCAGUUAGAAGCCAGUAAGUGUUUCUUUCAUGCACUCGAAUCCAUCAUCGCAGCAGUUCUUCAGUCAAACCAAAGAAUAGUGGUGGUAGUGUCAGACUUACACAAGGGGUGUCAUUCCUAUUAAGUUACUGCAUAUCUGAUUUAUUUUGAAAUUCUCAGGUAUUCUGGUUACGUUUUUAUUGAAGUUAACCAUAACUAGCCUUCACCUAGUGUCUCAUUAGCUUCUUGGCUAAAGAAUUUAUUAUUUUCAUUGCUAGUGGUUUAUAGCUACAACCUUUAUUUAUGAGUCAUAUUUCUGUUUUUUGGCCCAAAAACAAUCUCGACAGCUACGAUUACUGCCCCUGUAAAGGACUCCCAGCGACACCUUAGCAAACAUCGUCAGCGUGCGCACUCUUUCAGGCUACCAGUGAGUCUUUCAGAUCAGCCUUCGCUUCUCAUCUGCUGACGCCAUCAUAAACUCAUCUCCCAUCAUCUUGUAAAUGUCAGCUGAUUGCGCUCCAAAUGGCUUUUUGAUCACUGCCGAAACAAACUGCCCGAGUCAUGCGUAAUCAGUAUCCUGUGUCAGAACCCCGGUCAGUCAUUUGUGCCGCUCAUACAGCCAUUAAUAGAAUUAAAAAGCUGCCUGUGAAACAUGGCACAAAAAAAGAGAAAAAAAAACUCCUGUGAUGUGACUUGAAUGUAACCGUCUGACGUUUCUGUCUCUUUUCUGUACUUGUUGAGAAGAUUCUUAGUCUGGUGCAGUAUUUUUUCUUUCCUGUCUGUAGCUGGUCCUGUCCUCUGGUGCUUGGUAUUUUCAGAAAAAACAAAAAAAAAAAAGUUCAUUUGGUGUAAUUUUUUUGUACUGCAAAAUCUUCUCACCCCCCCCCUUUGUUGACCAACAUGUAUGCAUGCUUAUGGUGUGCGAUGUAGGCAAGGUUGUUGAUAUAAUCGUUCUGUGUCCUCUCUGUGUUUCAAAGCUCCACCUGUUAGCCUCACUGCAUGCCAUUUUAGACGAAUACUUCAGUCUGUAACUUUCCUGCAAAAAUGGAAUCACCGCACACUGAGAAUAAAGUGAUUUCAUAUAAUUUUU
Archocentrus centrarchus (flier cichlid) is the source of this 4125-nucleotide messenger RNA. It is a transcript of the gene cplx1, whose product is annotated as complexin 1. Gene Ontology annotation, biological process: regulation of neurotransmitter secretion; synaptic vesicle exocytosis; neurotransmitter transport. Gene Ontology annotation, molecular function: syntaxin binding. Lineage: Eukaryota; Metazoa; Chordata; Actinopteri; Cichliformes; Cichlidae. Bases 400 to 801 code for a protein of 133 amino acids. Gene Ontology annotation, cellular component: SNARE complex; terminal bouton. The record is from RefSeq and is a predicted model, not a curated record. The transcript is spliced from 4 exons.